UUUGCAUACCUCCGUGGGAGUGUUUGUGCGUAAAGCGGAAAUAAAGUAGUGCCACGAAUUGCAAGGCAUUUUUUUUUUAUCUGCCUGAUAUGAAAAGUACUCAGCUAGCAGUGUUUUUGUAAGCUUUUUUUUCAAAACUGCGACAUUUUUAAGUGUUUAUCAGUGCGCGACAAAAACAACAAUAAAUUUUAAUAAUAAAACGGUGCUCGAGUAAAUACAAAUACAUAAUGAGUAUUUAAAUAUAAACGUAGACGAAAAUACGGAAAAAAGCACAAACAAUAUUUUUUCCAAGGCAUUUGAGCUCACAUUUCAAAACACAUCAAUCACUUUACAUACAUACAUACAUUCUUGAAAUCGAGAGUGUGAAAAGGAAAUACUUUUGUGGCUAAAGACUAAACAAAAGUUGGUAGUGUAGAGCUUUGAAGGAAAAACAAAACGCUUAUUGCAACAACGCACUGCACGUAGUCCAGCAGCGCGCGCUCACUUACAGUGGCAGCCAUAGCACAGGCGCGAGUUCACAUUGUCCUUUUACGCAUUCAGCUACACUCGGGAUUAAAUUUCACCUGAUUUGUAUCGCCACCUUUCGCCUAUAAUUAAACUCAACGUGAUCACGCGCUCACACCACGCUACAUAGCGCAUUGAAAGAACAACAACAAAAACAAAGGAAACGUAAAAAAACCACAACAACUCAAAUCGCUGUCAUCUUUUGCGAACAUCCAUCAGUCGCAAACGCUUCAAACAGCGUUGGAGCUGUGAAGAAAAUAAAACAUCCAUUCGUAGCGGAAAAAGCAACUUAAGCAGUUUGCCAAAGAAGUGUGCAAAAAGAAAGAGAAAAAACGCACAACAACAGCAGCAAAAAGCCCAAGGAUAAAGGAGGUAGUCGUUAUGGCAUAAAAAAGAUUCGCGCAAAAGGCCCAUAAUUUUGUAGACGCCAUUCAACCGCCGACCUUCCAACGCCGCGCCUCCGCAUACUCCUUCAACACCACCGUCGUGCAGUCACAGCCGCCGACGUCAGCCACUUGAAGCCGGCGACCUUUUCGUUAGCCGCUUAACCGCCGUACCUUUUGUGAGGCGCACACACACCACACACUCGGAGAGCUCUAAAUACACCUUUUGUGUGAAGCAGCUAGUCCAGAGCCAGCGGUGAUCUGCGCGUUCGUUCCAAACGAUCAUUCUUACUGCAACAAAAACAAGAGAAGCACGUCUACGUUGUCGCCAGCCUGAUCGCUAGCUUGGAGCUGUUGCUGUGAUUACAACGGACUGCCUGACUGGCUAUUGUUGAUCACUUUAAGCUGCCGUCUUCAUUGUUGUUGUUGCUGUUGCUGCUGCUGGAGCAGAAAUUGCUUUGCUGGAUUACCUUGCCUUGGACGACGACGUCCCAGCACACGGACAAACAGACAGACAGACAGACAUUUAUUUAUGAGCGCAGCUCUUGUAUUUUAAACGGUGGCGACGACGACGAUUUUCCUUGCCGCGCGCCUGCAACUAUUCUACAAGCUAUAAAAACAAAAACAUAAAAAAACAACAAAAGAACAAUAUAUUCUUCCAUGCCACAUCAUACGACGUGCAUAAGUGUUAUUGUCCAACCAGUUGUUCUCGGCGAGAUUUGCUCGCGAGCCUGGUGCUAGUUUUUAUUGUUGUAUUUAGUGUUUCAGGCUGUUCUGCGAAGGUGCAGCAGCCAGCCUAGUGGCAUAACAAAACAAAGCGUGAAGUACGAACGGAGAAUUAGAGAGGUCUUUAGAAGCUUUGUUGUUGUUGUUGAAUAUUCUUCAUAAAAGAUUUUAAAGGCUCUAGUAGUCAGCCUACUUGCCUGUUGAAGGCAGCACAAAAAAGGAAACGUAACAGCUAAAGGAGAAGUAGAAGGAGAAAGAGAAGCAGCAGCCGCAGUCGACAGUCAUGGCGCCGAAAUCCAGAAAGAAGAAGGCACACGCCCGCACGCUGAGUUGCUAUUGCGAAGGCAGCUGCCCCGAUAACAGUAUCAAUGGUACUUGUGAAACCCGCCCUGGUGGUUCCUGCUUCAGCGCAGUCGAAGAGGUAUACGAUGAAACUACAGGCACAUACGAAGAGGAUCGAACAUAUGGUUGUAUGCCGCCAGAAGAGAAUGGUGGACUCCUAAUGUGCAAAAUUGCCACCGUACCCCACCUGCAUGGCAAGAAUAUCGUCUGUUGUGAUUCAGCCGACUUCUGUAAUCGUAACAUCCACCCCGAGUACACACCGAAGAGCACCACCACCCCGCCCGAAUUGCCAGUGAGCUCACAAUCCAUACACUACCUGCUCAUGUUGACCUCCCUAACCGUCUUCCUGACGAUAUUCGUUGUGGUGUUGCUGAUAUUCUGCGUAAUGUAUAGACGCCGCGAGAAGCAAGGCAAACAGCCACGUCUCAUCAGCUCCAUGUGCAACAGUCAAAUUUCACCAUUAUCGCAACUGGUCGGACAAAGCACCGGUUCGGGUUCAGGCUUGCCGCUAUUGGUGCAACGCACCAUCGCUAAGCAAAUACAAAUAGUGCACUCCGUUGGCAAAGGACGUUACGGGGAAGUAUUUCUAGCCAAAUGGCGUGAUGAGCGCGUCGCCGUCAAGAUUUUCUUCAUGACCGAGGAGUCCUCGUGGUUCCGUGAAACCGAAAUCUAUCAGACGGUGCUCAUCCGUCACGAAAACAUACUCGGCUUCAUAGCUGCGGACAUCAAACACAUGGGUAGUCACACACAAAUGAUGCUCAUCACCGACUACCACGAGAAUGGCAGCCUCCAUGAUUAUCUCGCCACUUCGGUGAUUACACCGCAAAAGCUGCAAAUCAUAGCCUAUUCGCUCGCUUCGGGCUUGGCACACUUGCACGACGAGAUCGUAGGCACACCCGGCAAACCGGCCAUUGCACAUCGCGACAUCAAGAGCAAUAAUAUACUCGUCAAACGGAAUGGCCAAUGUGCCAUUGCCGAUUUUGGUUUGGCCGUCAAAUACACCUCGGAAAUGGAUGAGAUACAAAUCGCACAAAAUUCACGCGUCAGCACGCCACGCUACAUGGCACCGGAAAUGCUUAAUCAGACAUUGAAUCAACAGCAGUUCGAGGAGUUCAAGCGUGCCGAUAUGUACUCAGUGGGGCUGGUAUUGUGGGAAUUGUGCCGCCGUUGCUAUACGCAAGUGCCGGGCUCGAAUGCGACCACAUGCGAGGAUUAUGCAUUGCCCUAUCACGAUGUGGUGCCUGCCGAUCCCACAUUCGAAGACAUGUACGAUGUGGUGUGCCUAAAGUGUUUCAGGCCGCCGGUGCCGUCGCGUUGGCAGGACGAUGAUGUGCUGGCGACAAUGUCCAAAAUCAUGCAAGAGUGCUGGCAUCCGAAUCCGACAGUGCGGCUGACGGCACUGCGCGUGAAGAAGACACUCGGACGACUGCAGUAAUGGGGCGGAGGAAACAGCGUGAGAGAUAUCGAGAGUGUAAAAGCGCGUAGCAAAAGCCAAGCAAAAAGACGCGGAAGUUGGGCUGCAAAAGGGAGUAGCGCUUGCGAAGCGAACUUGAAAAGCCGCGACGAAACGCGUGACAGUUUAAUUUUUAAGUGAUGAUUUUAGUUUUACGAUUUAGUGCUAAGCGAUAUUUAAGUUGAUCGUAGGUAAACAAAAAACACGGAUUCUUCUUAUUGCUUCAGUUAAGUUCAUAGUAGUGUUAGUGUUUAUAGUAUGUAGCGGUUUAUGUUAAAAACGCUUUGUAAAUUUUCCAAUAGCAUUUUAAUGUUUUUUGUUGUACAUUUUUGGGUUUGACUGUAUUUUGAACUGUGUUUCGUUACUUUUAUUUUUUUGUUCUGGUAGAGAUGACGCGUAGUUAAAAAAUAUAUAUAUAUAUAUUAAAAUUUGAGGGAUAAGGCGGCUUUAAUGCACCUAAAAAUGCUCUUAAAUCUGAGAGUUAUGGGAAAACGGCGGAAUUAAGGCCCAGUCUUUUGUCUUUCUGAUGUCUUUUGGACGCCCUAUUUUAAUUUGUAUCCAUAUGUUUACAAGUUUUCCUAAGAAUAGCUUCUAUUUUAAAUUCUGGUUUGAUUUUCGAAAGCAAAUUCUGCAUUUAUUGUUAAAGAAAAUUGUUGCCUUAAGAUGGUUGUUAAAGUUGCCUUUCUUCGUUUUACUACAACAAAACGAAAAUGUAGUUUAUCUUAACUGAGAAAAUAAGCAUUAACUACGAAACUAAUAAAUAGUUGUUAGUCAAGUCUUUAGACGCAAAAUAAUGUGCCAGAAAUUAACAAAACAAAAAA
Messenger RNA from Rhagoletis pomonella (apple maggot), 4229 nucleotides. RefSeq names its product bone morphogenetic protein receptor type-1B-like. Bases 1897 to 3390 code for a protein of 497 amino acids. The record is from RefSeq and is a predicted model, not a curated record. Lineage: Eukaryota; Metazoa; Arthropoda; Insecta; Diptera; Tephritidae. Gene Ontology annotation, molecular function: metal ion binding; ATP binding; transforming growth factor beta receptor activity, type I. Gene Ontology annotation, biological process: dorsal/ventral pattern formation; BMP signaling pathway; cellular response to growth factor stimulus. The transcript is spliced from 3 exons. Gene Ontology annotation, cellular component: signaling receptor complex; plasma membrane.